UCCACUUCACUGCUGUUGGUUUCCACACAAGGCAGAGUGAAGAAGAAAGCAUGGAGGCGAGGUGGCUGCUGUGUGCUGUGAUUCUGUUGGGCUUCAGGGUGACAGGAAACCAGGCACAGUCAGACGUCUGUGGCACGGCACCACUCAACAACAAAAUCGUCGGCGGUGAGGAUGCAUCUGCAGGGAUGUGGCCCUGGCAGGUCAGUCUGCACCAGUCCGGCAGCCAUGUCUGUGGAGGCUCGCUCAUCAACAACCGGUGGAUCCUGACUGCUGCUCACUGUUUUGAAGACACCAGCACAUUUGAUUGGGUGGUUUACCUGGGGCGUGAAAGCCAACAGGGCCUGAACUUGAACGAGGUGUCCAGAGGUCUGGAGGAGGUCAUCAAACAUCCAGACUAUGAUAAAAACUCAAAAGACAACGACAUUUGUUUACUGAAACUGUCGUCCACGGUGGACUUCACAAACUACAUCAGACCCGUGUGCCUGGCGGCGCCCGGAAGCUCCUUUACAGGUGGAACUUCCUGUUGGGUCACCGGCUGGGGGAACAUACGAAGUGGCGUCCCCCUCACUUUCCCAGGGAGACUCCAGGAAGUGAACAUUCCCAUCGUGUCCACCAGUCAGUGCAGCGACACCUACACUCUCACCGCCAACAUGAUCUGUGCUGGUGUUCCUGAGGGAGGAAAAGACUCCUGUCAGGGUGACUCCGGUGGCCCCCUGGUGAGUAAAACGGGCGCCACCUGGGUCCAGGCUGGAGUGGUGAGCUUUGGAAGACUUUGUGCUGUGCCAAACACGCCAGGAGUCUACGCCCGUGUGUCCUCAUACCAGAGCUGGAUCAACAGCCACGUCACCACCAACCGGCCAGGCUACGUCACCUUCCAGGGCAGCGGGGUCGGUAGUGAUGGUGGAACCAAUGCUGCCGUCCAAAGCUCCACCCUCUCCCUCACGCUGCUACUGUCCGUCCCACCUGUCCUCUUCACUGUCUUCAUCCUCUCGUAGGAGGUCAGAGACUGACCUUCUGUUUGUCUCUACAGCAGCUUCAUCUUUCAUCGUCUG
Molecule: messenger RNA, 1052 nt
Organism: Cynoglossus semilaevis (tongue sole)
Lineage: Eukaryota; Metazoa; Chordata; Actinopteri; Pleuronectiformes; Cynoglossidae
Product: serine protease 27-like
Exons: 6
Coding region: 51-995 (314 amino acids)
Biological process (GO): proteolysis
Molecular function (GO): serine-type endopeptidase activity
Source: RefSeq, a predicted model, not a curated record